CAGGUCUCUCGAACUUUCCUCCCUCCCUUUUUCUCAAAGAUAUUUUCUCUCUACAGACACAAACAUCCCUUUAUAGCUUCAAUUCUCCUCAAUUCCUUAAAGACAAGAACAGAAUCAACAGAACUACCCCCUUCUCGGACCUGAGUUCUUGAUCUUGUGCAUUCUUGUUCCUCUGCUAUGCUCAUUCUUUGACGACUGUGAGUUUUUAGGUUAGCUGUUUUGUGUAAAUUAAAUUGUAGUAAAGAGAUAUGGAUAGAGAAGGAGGAUCCAAAGGCGGAUCUUGCUACUACACGAUUCUUGGUAUUCGUAGGGAUGCCUCCUUCUCUGAUAUCCGUUCUGCUUACAGAAAACUAGCCAUGAAAUGGCAUCCUGAUAAGUGGGCUCAAAAUCAAAGUCCUGGGAUCGGCGGAGAAGCCAAACGGCGGUUCCAGCGAGUUCAAGAGGCUUAUUCCGUUUUAUCCGAUCAAUUUAAGAGGUCAAUGUACGAUGCUGGGCUUUACGAUCCUCUGGAGGAAGAAGACGAGGAAUUUUGUGAUUUUAUGCAAGAGAUGAUCUCCAUGAUGAACAAUGUGAAAGAUGAGGGAGAUAGUUUUGAAGAUCUGCAGAAGAUGUUUAUGGAAAUGGUUGGUGGGAAUGGCAUGGGCUUUGACUUCAAUGAUGAGCUGACGAGUACGAAGAUGGCACGUGUCAAUGCAUCAAAAGGUAAUGCAGCGAAGCGCAGCAGCUCUCGCGGUUGAUGCAUGAAUUACAAUGGAUCAUCCAACCAAGUGCAUGAAUUAUGGUGGAAAUUUGGUGUUUAUGGGGGGAUUAGUUUAGGUAACAAUUUAGUUUGUUCUUAACUUGGAAGGCUUGUGAUUAUACUCAGAUAGAAUAAAAUUUCCCUUUACUUGUUUGUCA
Populus nigra (black poplar) is the source of this 897-nucleotide messenger RNA. RefSeq lists its product as uncharacterized. The transcript is spliced from 5 exons. Lineage: Eukaryota; Viridiplantae; Streptophyta; Magnoliopsida; Malpighiales; Salicaceae. The record is from RefSeq and is a predicted model, not a curated record. The coding region runs from base 249 to 737 and encodes 162 amino acids.